ACAGACUGAGCGGCUAGAUCUAGGGUUAUAGGUUAUCUCUUUGAUCUUGUUACUCUUCGAUCUUGUGGCUCUUGAAUCUUCUUGUCACUCUUGUAACCCUUCAAACCAGAUCUAAAUAAAACGUAGCCAUCCCAUUUCUGACUUCUUCCAUCUUAGUCGACUGAAUCCCGUUCAAACAUGUACCGCGCACACGAUGCUCACCCCUUGUCGUCUCUCUCCAUCUACUACGAGAGGCUGUACCAUCGCAUAACCACAGGUCUUAUGAGUUGCGAUAUCAUUUCAAUGAGGACAUGCGAAGAAGUCGAAGAUGAAUUCUGCGACUAUAUCGCACGUCAAUACCAGAGGAAGGUUCUUUUGACCGGUCCAAUGCUUCCUGAGCUAGACAAGAGUAAACCACUUGAAGAUCAGUGGAGUAGUUGGUUGACCGGAUUUAGACAGGGCUCUGUCGUGUUCUGUGCAUUGGGAAGCCAAAUCACUCUUGAAAAGGAUCAAUUCCAAGAACUCUGUUUAGAAAUGGAGCUUACUGGUUUACCAUUUCUUGUAGCGGUAACUCCACCAAAAGGAGCAAAGACUAUUCAAGAAGCAUUGCCAGAAGGAUUUGAGGAGCGAGUGAAGGAUCGUGGAGUUGUUUGGGGAGAAUGGGUGCAACAACCAUUGAUAUUGGCUCAUCCAUCAGUAGGCUGCUUUGUGAGCCAUUGUGGAUUUGGGUCCAUGUGGGAGUCUCUAAUGAGUGAUUGCCAAAUAGUCUUGCUUCCACUUUUAAGUGAUCAGAUCCUCACCACUAGAUUGAUGACUGAGGAACUCGAGGUUUCGGUUGAAGUCCCAAGAGAAGAAACUGGUUGGUUCUCCAAGGAGAGCUUGAGUGCUGCUAUCAUUUCUGUGAUGGAUGAAGAUAGCGAGUUAGGGUAUCUGGUGAGGAGGAACCACGCCAAAUUGAAGGAGAGCUUGGUAAGUCCUGGAUUAUUAACCGGUUACACCGAUAAGUUUGUGGAAGCAUUGCAGGAUCUAGUCAACGAUACAAAUCUUGAUUGAAAUACUCUGCUUGUGAAGCAGCUGUUUCAAGUUAGGCAAUAAGUGACCAGACCGUGACGAACUUGUUUAUGUUGUUAUUGUUUUUUUCAUUUCAUCAGCUCUUUAGCAAC
This is a messenger RNA of Brassica oleracea var. oleracea, 1142 nucleotides long. RefSeq names its product UDP-glycosyltransferase 79B9-like. Bases 178 to 1032 code for a protein of 284 amino acids. Lineage: Eukaryota; Viridiplantae; Streptophyta; Magnoliopsida; Brassicales; Brassicaceae. The record is from RefSeq and is a predicted model, not a curated record. Gene Ontology annotation, molecular function: UDP-glycosyltransferase activity. The transcript has a single exon.